CGGGCACCGCCCGGCGCCGCGCUCCGCUCCGCCGCAGCCCCGCCAUGGCGUACGGUGGCCUGACGGUGCCCAUCAUCGUUAUGACCGUCUUCUGGGGGGUGGUCGGCGGCGUCCUGCCGUGGCUCGUGCCCAAAGGGCCCAACCGCGGUGUUAUCAACACAAUGCUGGUGACGUGUGCUGUCUGCUGCUACCUGUUUUGGCUGAUUGCAAUCUUGGCUCAGCUCAACCCCCUCUUUGGGCCGCAGCUGAGCAAUGACACGAUCUGGUACCUUAAAGUUCACUGGCCUUAAGGAUGGUGGUUCCCUGCUGCGCUGCACUGACCGGGUAAAGAAGAGAUUUCCUUCAGAUGAAAAACCUCCACAGAUCCAAAGAUGCCCUUAACAUACCUGGUUGGAUACCAUUCCUGCAUUGAUGCCUUAACACAUACAUUGUGCUUCAGAUGGCUUCUUGAAAGCCCUCUAUUUUUCCUACUUUACCACCUAACAGUGUGCCUAAUCUAACUCCUUCAGUACUGUACGUUUCUAUCUGUUAACUUCAGGUAUGAUUAAAGUUUCUGCAGGGACAUUGCCAGCUUCCCUGUGCGCUUUACUUGCUCUGUAGGAAUGCUGUAUCUCAGAGCUUUGUCUCUAGCUGUUCAUUCCUGUUCUGUUUGACUGCACUUGAAAAGAAAUGUCUUUAAAAGAAAUGAAACUGUAUGAGGAGAGAAGCAAUGCUGCCACAUGUUGAUGGCAUUUAUUUUUUAAAAGGAGUUGUGGUUUUGGGAAAUGUGGUCUUAAAUUUCUCAUACCGGAAAAUAAAAGUAAUCUUCUGCUUUA
Lagopus leucura (white-tailed ptarmigan) is the source of this 815-nucleotide messenger RNA. RefSeq names its product ATPase H+ transporting V0 subunit e1 (gene ATP6V0E1). Gene Ontology annotation, cellular component: proton-transporting V-type ATPase, V0 domain. Lineage: Eukaryota; Metazoa; Chordata; Aves; Galliformes; Phasianidae. The transcript is spliced from 4 exons. Gene Ontology annotation, biological process: proton transmembrane transport. Gene Ontology annotation, molecular function: proton-transporting ATPase activity, rotational mechanism. Bases 45 to 290 code for a protein of 81 amino acids. The record is from RefSeq and is a predicted model, not a curated record.